AUGGCCAAUGAAAAGCAGUCUCUCGUUGUCCUUGGAGCAGGUGUACUUGGGCUAACGAUUGCGUACCUCGCUGCCUUGGACAGCGAUGUCUCGUUUAAUAUCACGGUCAUCGCUAGGGAACUACCUGAAGACAUGGAUUCUCAAGCUUGGGCUAGUCCAUACGCUGGCGCUAAUUGGUCUCCAAUGGAACUUGGAGGCAGAGAUAAACGAGUGAAGAAGUGGGAGGAGAAGACUUUUAACAAGUUAUGGGACAUGAUCCCAACAGGGUUGGUUAAGCGUUUACCUACGAGGUUUUAUACUGCGCAAGGGCAAGACAUUUCAGACUUGUGGUGGAAAGACCUUGUGCAAAAUAUCAGGAUGCUUGCACCCUCUGAUGUCCCUGAGCCAUUUAAAGCUGGAGUCGCAUUCGACACGGUUUCAGUUAAUCCAGUCGAAUAUCUUCCGUGGCUCCAAUCCGAGCUGAUCUCCCGCGGAGUUACCUUUGAACGCAGAUAUGUGAGGAAAUUGGACGAGUUGAAGAGCCUGGUGGGGACUGAUGGUAUUCUGGUGAACGCGUCUUCGCUUGGUUCGAGAUCAAUUAUCGGAGUGGAAGACACAACACUAUACCCCAUUCGCGGACAAACGAUCCUCGUACAUGCGCCAGGUCUGCAGGAGUGUUUGAUUGUCGAGUUAGAGACUGGCUCGGAGGAGCCUACAUACAUCAUUCCCCGUCCUGGAAAAGGUCAACCCGACACCGCAAUCCUCGGUGGGACAUUCCAGCCCAGGAACUGGGACACCUCUUUAGAUAUGCAGACUGCGAGAGGAAUAUUUGAUCGCUGUGCCGCAUUGGCUCCUUGUUUGCGGAGUGCCGAAUCGACAAUCCUAAAACAUAACGUUGGUUUAAGACCUGGAAGAGAAGAAGGACCGCGAGUCGAGCUCGAGCGAAUCGCGCUGCCCUUGCACAGCACGUAUGACCUUAUUUUGCGGAAUGGGGGUCCCACAAGUGAACGUGAUCAUGAACAAUCCAUACUCGUUAUACAUGCCUAUGGUUUUGGACCGGCAGGUUUCCAGAGGUCCUGGGGUGCAGCCGAAGAAGUACUGGAAUUGAUGAAAGCUCAAGUUUCUUUGAAACAUAACAUCUAG
Messenger RNA from Suillus bovinus, 1122 nucleotides. RefSeq lists its product as uncharacterized. The record is from RefSeq and is a predicted model, not a curated record. The transcript has 9 exons. NCBI's taxonomy places the organism in Eukaryota, Fungi, Basidiomycota, Agaricomycetes, Boletales, Suillaceae. Bases 1 to 1122 code for a protein of 373 amino acids. Gene Ontology annotation, molecular function: D-amino-acid oxidase activity; FAD binding.